AUGGAGCACAUGGCGAUGGCCCCCUCGACGGGGCUUAUCCUGUGCUGCCAGUGCGGGCUGCCGAUCCAGCCCAACCAGGCCAACAUGUGCCCCCAGUGCAUCAAGAGCCACGUCGACAUCACCGAGGGUAUCCCGCGCUCCGAGACGCUCUAUAUCUGCAAGUUCUGCAACCGCUACCUCGUGCCGCCAACCAGCUGGGCCCGCGCCGAGCUCGAGUCGAAGGAGCUGCUCGCCAUUUGCCUGAAAAAGCUGAAGCCACGCAUGCUGAAAGUCCGCCUGACCGAUGCAGUCUUCGUCUGGACGGAGGCCCACUCCAAGCGGAUAAAGGUGAAACUGACGAUCCAGAAGGAAGUCUUCACUUCCACAAUCCUGCAGCAAGAUCUGGUCGUUGAGUUUUCAGUGCAUAAUCAGAUGUGUGACGAGUGUCGUCGUGCCGAGGCCAAGGAUUUCUGGCGCGCUUGUGUCCAGGUCCGCCAGAAGGCCGAAUUCAAGAAAACGCUCUUCUACCUGGAGCAGCUGAUCCUCAAGCAUUCGGCUCACAAGAACUGCACCGGAGUCAAGCCGGUCCCUACAGGAAUCGACUUUUAUUUCCCGCAGCUCCAGGACGCUCGUCGUUUCGUGGAUUUCCUGAACGUGGUGCUGCCGAUUCGCUAUCACUAUGCCCAGGAGCUUGUUUCGCACGACACCAAGAACAACACCUACGAUUACAAACACACCUUUUGCGUUGAGAUUGCCCCGAUUUGCAGGGACAAUGUCGUGUGCCUUCCGAAGAAACUUGCCCAACAGCUCGGCAACAUGAGCCAGAUUGUGCUUUGCAUUCGCGUCUCCAACGUCAUCAGCUUGCUUGACACGAACACUUUGCAAAUGGCUGAUGUGACUGAUACCGCCUUUUGGCGCGAGUCGUUCGAGUCGCUGUGCACGCCGAAAAUGCUCACCGAAUUCUACGUGAUGGACGUCGAGCCGGUCGAGGUCGAGCUGAAGCCCGGGCACGGAUACAUCAGCAAAAAACACGACCUGGCGGACGUCUGGCUGCAGCGUUCCAACGAGGUGGGCAAGGACGGCGCAGAAACGCUAUCGGCCCGGACACACCUCGGCCGCUUGUUGAACCCAGGGGACUUGGUUCAAGGCUUCGACAUUCGCAACUGCAACGUGAACAACGAUGUGCUCGACAAGAUGAAGCCUGACGACAUCCCCGACGUCAUCCUCGUCAAGAAGGUCUUUGACCGACAGCGGCGUGCCGCCAAGCGCAAGUGGAAGCUGAAGCGCCUCGUCAUCGAUGGCGACAUUGUUGGCAAGGAGACGGCGUCGGUGGCCGAUGAAUUCCAGAACUUCAUGGAGGACCUUGAGGACGACCCGAUGCUGCGCGAGAAGCUCAACAUCUACAAGGACCAACAAAAGCUGGCGAUGCCGGUUGAAACCGACGACGAGGACGGGCCGACCGAUGGGCCCACGCUAGCCGAGAUGCUCGACGAGCUCGACUUGGACCAGGAUGUCGAGAUGGCCGAGGAGGAGCCAAACGAG
Messenger RNA from Mesorhabditis spiculigera, 1521 nucleotides. Lineage: Eukaryota; Metazoa; Nematoda; Chromadorea; Rhabditida; Rhabditidae. The record is from the annotation of a GenBank genome assembly.